Molecule: messenger RNA, 6052 nt
Organism: Ceratina calcarata
Lineage: Eukaryota; Metazoa; Arthropoda; Insecta; Hymenoptera; Apidae
Gene: Nrt
Product: Neurotactin
Exons: 6
Coding region: 452-2617 (721 amino acids)
Source: RefSeq, a predicted model, not a curated record
AUAUUAUUUUUAUUGACAACGAGUUUGAUAUUACUUUUAUAUGAAACUUUUUAUAAUAAACGAAAAUAAUCGUGGGGACCAUUUAAAUCGAUGCAAUGUUGCACAUGCCUGGCGUCAACCAAUGGUGCCGUUCAAACUGUAGUGGGGAUAAAGCCGUAAACGAUGGCUCUCGGAACAUCAGUCGAAGUAGGCAUGCCCUAAGCGUCGUUCUCUCGGCAGUGACAUUCCGGUUAUUUGAAAACGGUUUUUCUAAUUAAAACAAUCGAAUUACGUACAUAUUUAAUCUCCUCGCGAUCGAUGAAGUGAUAGUCGGAGGCAGGAUCGACGUUAUUUGCCGGUUAUCGGUAAACAGUUGAUAGACAGAUCGACGACGCUUAAAAAGAGGAAUCAUCCGGCGAAAUUCGGUGGCGUCCUGGAUUUGAUUUCUGCGAAAAGUAUAUUAAAAUAAAAGAUGAGUCAAGGGGAUCAAGAGAAGAGCAUGGAUAAGAAGGAAAUCGCCGAGGAGGAGAGGGAGAAGAUGUUGAACGCCGAGAACACGAAGCAUACAGCGGCGUCGGCCACCCCGGACACGGAAUCUGAAGAACAGAAACCUAAGAAGAAAAUACCAAUCGGCGGAAUUAAGAUGCCCGGCUUCUGCCGUACGAAGAGCAAAGAACCUUGCAAAGAUGACGAGGGUAAAUCCGCUGACGCUGGGGAGGGUGAUGCGACAGAGAAGAACGUUAAGGAAAAUGAACAAAAUGUGUCCCAGGAAAAAGCGAAUACGCCAAGCAAGGACGCGAAAGAGAAAGAAGCACGCAAGGGAAUCCUCGAUUCUAUAAAGCUACCCCUAGUUUCAGUCUUUCCUAGGAAAAAGAAACAGGAAGAUGAGCUGGAAUUGGGAACUACCGGAACCGCUGGAUUAGCCAGCGUCGAAACUCUGGACGAUGCCGCAGGCGAAAAGAAUCCCGAGGACGGUAUGGAAACUGUUCGACUGGAUGGAGAUGCUCCCGACGAUAUCGAAUCCCCGAAACAACACUUUCUCGUCGCCUGCAUAUCCGCUGCAAGGAGGAACUUAUUCGUGUUAGUGGCUGCAUUGUGCAUCCUGAUAUCAGUGCUGAUCAUAAUCUGCAUCGCUUUCGUCGUCCCGAGAAAGGCCGGUGCGCAGCUGAUAAAAGAUGGGAAUUUCGUGAAAGCAGUGACUUCCUGCGGACCAGUGGAAGGUGUAGCUGAGGAUGCAGGCUUCGCGUUCCGUGGGAUUCCAUACGCUAUACCACCAUUAGAAAACCGUCGUUGGCAGCCCGCAGAGCCGCUGCAAGAUAUCAAGUAUUGCUGGACGAACACCUAUCGAGCGCAUAACGCGACGGACGUGUGUUUGCAGCGAGAGGCUUCUGGCCGCGUUAUUGGUACUGAGGAUUGCCUGUAUCUAGACGUGUUUACGCCAAAAAUUGGGUACGAAUCUCCUCUGCCGGUGGUCGUUAUGAUCGGCGCGGAAACUCUCAGCGGCGGUUCUCCGAGCGUGAUGCAGCCGUCAGCGAAAAUUGCUCAUGUCCGCGACAUGGUGUUCGUCAGACCGAACUUCCGACUAGGUAUCUUUGGUUUCUUGGCAGCGGAACCGCUAUCGAGGGCGACGCAUCCUCCCACAUCCGGGAAUUACGGGCUUUCGGAUAUCAUUGCCGCGUUGAACUGGAUUCGUCUUAAUAUUGAACACUUCGGUGGGAACAAAUCGGCUGUAACCUUGUGGGGCCACCGAGCGGGAGCUACGCUCGUAACCACGCUGGUCGGUACUAGGCGAGCGAAGGAUCUCUUCCAAAGCGUGUGGAUCUCGAGCGGUAGCGCGAUAUUUCCAGGAAGGGAGUUAGAGCUCUCUGAAAAGCUCAGCGAACCGUUUCUAAAUAAUAUAAGAUGCAAUGACGCUGCAUGUCUACGAAGUAAGAGCGCCGAGGAGGUGAUGGACUCUGUACCCGAAACUUGGUACGUGGAGAACGUCGGUCUGCCAGAACCUAGGGAGGCAACGGCGAGGGACAAGCGCCACGAAUGGUUAGUCCUUGAUGGAGCCAUUCUUCAGGAGCCUGUCGGUCAAAUCUGGGCGAGGGACGAAUUCGCGCAGAAGAUUGUAAUGGGUACGACCGCCCACGCCGGGACUCCUCUCAAGUAUCUCGCAUCGAAUGUCACGCUGAACUCUACGCAGGUCGAGAAGCUCGUGAAGGAGUCAUUGCUCGGCACGAUUGGCUUGGCCGAUGAAGCUCUACAACGCUAUAAUGCAACGUUAAGAGGUUUACUCAGCAUGAUCUCAGACAUACGCGUCGUCUGUCCACUGUUGACCGUCGCAAGGAUGAAGACCAACAUCCCCUUCUACGUGGCGACGCAACCCCGAGGUCAGUUUGCUGAUCCGAACAGCGACGCCGCAGCGAUACUCGGGUCUUAUGCUGCUCGUACGCCUGCUGAGAAGAGACACGUAUCCGCUAUGCAGCAGCUGUUCAAUUAUUACGUUUGGCACGGUUCGUUAUCGAAUCCCGAUCGUAGCGGCGUGAAACGGGUCCUGAUCGUUGGUCAGGAUGCGCUACCCGACCGCGACUACCCCAACUGCGAUUUCUGGAUAGCAAAGGACAUAGUCCCGUCUUACGGACGAGUAGACUGAAUCGGUUCUCUCUUCUAGUUAACUCUCGAUGGACGUUCCAACGGGUCACCUCGACUACUAUCUCAUACAGUAUUCUUUCAUGAACUCUCGAGAAGAGCGCUUGUUGCCUUGCUAUGUAGAAUCGUGAGUCAAUUUUAUUCUUUCUUAGGCUGAAACUUAUAGUUGCUUCUUAGUUUUCACUUUUCACUUCCCAACAUACCUGAUCAUAAACUUAGAUCAAUAAAUCCUUAAAAAGUAUUAAGCAAUAAUAGAAACAUAAAACGUUUAAACAUACAUUUACACCUCCUCUUUUGAUUUUCAUUAAUUGUGUAUCACGAAUGUGAUCACGAAACAAUUUAGAUUUGCAACAAGUAUCUGGGAAGUGAGAACUGAGGAAUGAUUAUAAAUUCCAGCCUUAAAGUCAUAAGUUUUGUAUAAAAAAGGAACUGGAGAAAUUAGAAAGUAAAAGCUGUUGGUUAGUUAAGAACGUUAUUGAUAAAUAUUUUUGUGGUGUUUUCGAGGUAACCCUUACUGACUUUCGACACGAAAACGAUUUUAUUUUGCUUGCCAGACGAUCGAUUAACUGAUUAAUUGAUUUCGUUCUUCGAACAAAACAUAUCCAAUGUUUCUUUACAAAUCAGAGAUAGAUAAGUUUAUAUUGCUAUUCUUGACUGAUUUCAUCGCGUCUCAUUUAUUUAUAAGAAUGUGUUUUCUUUACCAGAAAUGGUAGAUGAAAAUCGUUAUCAUAUUUUUAUUAUAUUAGAAUUUAAAGAACAGAGUGCGAAUGUUUAUACAUAUUUUUAUUUAGAUGGAAAAUGGGAAAUUGUCUUGUUAUUACAGAAUUAUGGAAAAAUCAGUUUAAAUUAAAAUCUAAUAUUUUAAAUAACAUCUACACCGUUAAAGUAUAUUUCUAUUCUAUUUUAAUAAUACAUACGAGCGUAUUUUCUUAUUUAUUUAUAUUUUUAUGUAAUGUACUAAAAUUGCAUAAACAUUCGCAGUCUGUCGAUGAAACAACGUUUAAAGUACUCAGUCAUAUCAUAAAAGAAUUUUUGUAUGAUAUUUGUAGAAAUCGAACGAAUCGCACGUUACUUGUUUUCCUCGUUAUACUUUAAGACGACGAACGAUGUCCAUUCGUUCGUAUAUCUAAAUUUAACUUGGUAAUAUAUGAAAUAAUAGAUUAUUCUUUAUUUAGGAGUAACUUAAACGUACCCCGUAUAUCUCAGCCUUAGAACUCAUGUUACUAUUAUUAUUUAUUGCAUAAAACAAAUAAGUACAGAAUCUAAUUUCUUUAGGACGCAAGAUUCGCGAAACAUGUAGAAGUGGAUGACGACUCCGAUUUAGUUAUAAUUAUUUAUUAACGUCACAUUACGGCUGACUAGAUGAACGACAAGACAGAAAUUCUAUUCUCGUUUUAAGAAUAUUUUUUCACCUAACGCGAACUCAUUAAUGAGUUUAUCUAAACUCUUGGAAACCAUGUACUCGUUCGCUUCGAAGUACCGUCUUUUAAUGCACGGUAACGGAUCGUAAUACCGCUAUUUCGUUUCUUUAACAAGCUGCCAGAUGCAUAAUAUAUAUUUGUAGGCGAUACCUAACAAUCCCUUCUUUGUAAAUAUGCUGUUACCGUUUUCUUUUAUUAAUUCCAAUGUACUUGAAUAUAUUUCUGCUCGCGUAUGAUAAGAUUUCUUUUUAGGAAUAUUGUUUUAAGAACUGCAAAUGAUUUUAAUAUUUUGCAUUGUGUACCUCUUUAAUUUAAAAUCUGCAGUCUAGUAAUAAGUAUUCUCUGAUUUUUAUACCGCGUAAGACUGAUUUCAUGAAUCUCAUUUCCGUAUGAAUGUCCAGCUUAGUUUCUAAUUAAUAGAUCGAAUAGCUUUAUACUACCUCUGGCAAAAAGUAUUCAAUCGCGUGUAAUAUUACUGACAUUGAUAUCGAAUAGCACUUCGUAUUCCAAUUGCACUUUAAAGUGCAUUUAACGUACAACCGAGAAUUUUGUACUUCAAAGGCUUUAGUACUUAACUUAAUAUUAAUUAUAAUUAGAUAUUGACUAGCAUUUUUUAUGUCGAAAACUUUACAGACAUGAAAACAAGCUACAAAGUGAUAUCGUAUAAAGUACUUGAAGAGAAGCUUUUAGAUUUUCAACUUUUUUAUAAAUCGCAAAUUUUUAUACAAAACUAAACUAAACUUUACAAAAUCGCUAUAAAUAGAAUUUGUGCCAAACUUUUUGAUACCAUUAUCGCAUAUAAACGAAAUACAUGGGAAAUAAAUAGUUCUAGAUUUUUUAUAUCACUUCUCUUUCUCAAAUUCGUAUUAUUGUGCUUGAUCGAAUACUCGUUGCCAGUGGCUGACAGUGUAAGAAAACCUGUUUGGAAGCAGUGUUUUUAUCAUAUCGCAAAAGAAGAUAUGUGCAAGAAGUAUCGUUUAAUUAUUGUACAUCGGUGUGUAUUCAUGGAGUUUUUAUGGUCACCGUCAUCACCGUUUCUUUGUAAUGUCAAAUUGCACCAAGGCACAUACUCUUUAUUGUAACUCCUACUGCCUCAAAAUUUCAAUUAACUUGGGAACACCUUUCCAACUUCGGCAACGAUUGUUGCAUACGCAUUUUUCUAACAAAUUUUAGACGUUCCCAAGUCCAUUGAAAGUAUCAGGGCGAAACGUAAUUUUAUUAUCGUUUAAUUAAUGUGGGCCUCCGAACGUUUGUGUGCUAUUUGGAGAAAAAUAAAGUCUCAUUCAUUUCUUUUUUUAAAUGUUAUAUAUAGUUUGAGAGAAACGUCAACUACAAUUAAAUACGUAUAAAUAGUUCACGGGUGUUUAUGCCGAAUUAAAUAUUUGCAACUACGUUUAAAAAGAACAGAAGCUUAAGUGAACAGAAAAUUUCGUUUGCAUUACUUUCCAACAUUUCUAUAAACGUAUAAAGAUCCGUGGUCUAACGCUAAAUAUCAUGUAUUUAUUAUAUAUUACAGUUGUAACGACAAGUAAUUUUUAAUAAUUCAAUCGUCUCCUUCUUUUAGGAUCUUUUUCGUGGCAAAAUUUGACCGGGAAAUGCAAUUAAAAACUAUUGCCAUUGACUUGUGCAAAAGAAGUGUUUGACUAAAAUAUUACAGACCUCGAGACAAGUGACCUUAGGAUCAUUUUAUAAAAUUUCCUAACAUUUUAUAUACAAAAAGGAGUGAGAACCUGGGAAAAUAUAGAAUUUUUUUUAUAUUCGAUCUACCCACUGAAUCGCACAAAAUUCGAUUCGCAAGCUACAUACAUUACUUAUUUCUUUUUUCUUUUUUAUUGGAAUAAGAAGCAUAAUAUGUAUAUGCUUAAAUGAAAUAAAGAAGGGGAUAAAGAUAGAUUAUUAACUUUUAAAGUUAUUUAGAUAGACUGUUUUCAUGUAAGCUGAUUAGAAAAUGAAGUGUUUAUACGAUUAUAAUUAUAUUCAUUGAAAAAGAAUAAAAAAACGUCAUGGGAACAAAUAAA